AUGGAAGAAGAAAAUGAGACAUUAACAACAGAUUUUAUUCUCUCAGGACUCUUCCCCAAUAUGAAAUAUGUCAGUAUUCUUAUUUACAUUAUCAUCUUAAUAUAUCUUGCCACAGUAACCGGAAACUUCUUCCUGCUCCUCCUGAUAUGGAUGGACUUGAGUCUCCACACUCCAAUGUACUUUCUGCUUAGCCAGCUUUCUCUCAUAGACUUGGCCCUCAUCAGCAGCACUGUUCCAAAGAUGAUGGUAAACUUUUUCUCUGGAAGGAAAGACAUCACUCAGGUAGCCUGUGGAACCCAGGUAUUUUUCUUUUUUACUCUUGGGGGUGCUGAAUGUAUCCUCUUGACUCUCAUGGCCUAUGACCGAUAUGUAGCUGUCUGUAACCCCUUGAGAUAUGCAGUCAUUAUAAACCAUGGGGUCUGUCUGCAAAUGGUCAUAGUGUCUUGGACUGGGGGAAUUUUAGCUUCCACAGCCCACACAUUCUAUACUAUGAGCCUGCCUAUCUGUGGCUCCAGAGAAAUCCACCAUUUCUUCUGUGAGAUGCCAGCAAUCAUGAAGAUCUCAUGCAAAGACACUUCUAUCUAUGAAGUGGUGGUCUUUGUGAUGGGCAUUUGUUUCAUCAUCAUCCCUUUUGGAUUUAUUAUGGCUUCCUACAUGCUCAUCUUCCACACAGUCCUUCAUAUGAAAUCCCCCCAAGGCAGGAGCAAAGCCUUGGCCAUCUGCUUCUCCCAUCUUACAGUGGUAAGCUUUUAUCUAGGACCAUGUGUUUAUAUGUACAUGACACCUGGUUCUUCUCAUACCCCUAAUCAGGAGCAGGCUGUGUCAGUAUUUUGCACUGUGCUCACACCCAUGCUCAACCCAUUCAUCUAUAGCUUGAGAAACAAAGAUGUUCUGAGGGCUUUUCAGAAGGUCCUGAGGAAGCAUCCAGUCUUUAAAUGGACCACAUAAAUAUCAAGGUGGAAAACAGUUAUCUAGAGGGUCAAGAACAAAGACUUCAAGAGCAUCUCAGUGGCAUUUUCAAGCAUGAGGAACUUUGCUGUAGCCCCAUACACAAACCAUACUGUUGAAUUCAAUUGACAAUAUUAAUUCAAUAAUAGUACAUAAGGGGCUUUUUCUCAGUUUUUAAUAACUUGUUAUCAAAAUAGAUCAAUCCGGUUGCUAUUAAUCAAAUCAGUUCAUAAGCACAGACAAAUUUCCAAUCUUCUCUUCUUAAACAUGAAAUAUUUAGACAUUUUUAAGUGUCCUUGAGGCUCAGCUUUAUCUGGUAUUAUUGGUAAUUCAAGUCUUGUUAAUUUCCAUUGUUAGAAGUACAAAGUU
This is a messenger RNA of Cervus elaphus (red deer), 1317 nucleotides long. RefSeq names its product olfactory receptor 2M2-like. The transcript has a single exon. The coding region runs from base 1 to 948 and encodes 315 amino acids. Gene Ontology annotation, molecular function: G protein-coupled receptor activity; olfactory receptor activity. NCBI's taxonomy places the organism in Eukaryota, Metazoa, Chordata, Mammalia, Artiodactyla, Cervidae. The record is from RefSeq and is a predicted model, not a curated record. Gene Ontology annotation, cellular component: membrane. Gene Ontology annotation, biological process: G protein-coupled receptor signaling pathway.